Molecule: messenger RNA, 2180 nt
Organism: Parasteatoda tepidariorum (common house spider)
Lineage: Eukaryota; Metazoa; Arthropoda; Arachnida; Araneae; Theridiidae
Product: major facilitator superfamily domain-containing protein 6
Cellular component (GO): membrane
Source: RefSeq, a predicted model, not a curated record
AAAUAUACUUUAUCGGAUCUAGGAAGAAAAAAAAAAUUGUGAAAGGAAUUGCUUGUUAGCAGCAAUCACGAACUCUACCGUUUAAGUUGAGUGACGCUGUCUAAAUCUAAACAGAAAACAAGAACUUUGCCCCAUCCUAACAUAAACGAACUCUUAAUUGUCAAAUUGAAAACUUCAGAUAAAUCUCGAAUCGCCAUUUCCAUUUAUUUGGAUUAACACAGAAAGGAUGCUAUAUAUUUCAAAAUAAUGAAAUUAUUUAUUUGAAAGAAUAUUUCUCUGGAUGUUUUCAGGAUUGUCACUCAACCUUGCAUUCAUUAUGGAUUCGUCAUGCACCGCUCAUGGCAUCGACCGUCGGUUUGAGGUGGACAGAGACAACUGUUGAUAUUCAGAAAAAGAUAAGUUUUCACUUAUGAAUGGGAUGAUUCAAUUCACUAAGAAGCGAACCAUCAGUCAAGAAUCUGAAACUUCAACUUCAGCUGGAGUUUAUAGUAUCACAGCGGAAAAGCCUUCAACCGAAAUUCAAAACAAUAAAUCUGAGAAAGACUUAAAUUUUACGAUAAGACUUUAUAAGGAUUUUUCAAUAUGCAUCUACAAGCCUCUAAUUCCUUUGAAACUGAUGCUUUUCUUUUGGUUUGGAGCUGGAGCUUUUCUAGGACCAUUUAUAACAGUCUACUUCAAACAACAAGGAAUUUCGUUGGGAGAAAUAUCCAUAGUAUUCAUAAUAUCACCAGUUGCCCAAUUUCUUGGAACUCUCCUAUCUGGAGUCGUUGCGGACAAAAUAGGAAGAUCCAAACCAGUAUUGGUUUUCAACCUCAUCCUCACGAUGCUUAUCCUCAUAAGCAUUCUCCUCAUUCCCAAAAUGGACGUGGUGAACUGCGAUUCCCAGCCCAUCAACCUCAAAUGCCACCCUAAGCAAUUCGACAGGCUCAUCACCAAGACGAGCUGCGACGUUGUGGAAGACAUCAUCGAAGUGAAUUCCUGCAAUGUGCAAUGCCCUGAAAACGUCACCGAACACUGCAACGGGCAGAACUUGAUCUGCGACAUUUUUGCCGGAAAAGAAGAGCGGCGAAAUUUUUCCCUGUCCAUCCACGUCAACGGAUCUUCCCAAGUUAAGGAUCGUUGCUAUUACAAUGUCAGUUACAUGUCCCGUGAGAAUGAGACGUACUCCUGGUGCGAUGUCCCACACAAAAUGUAUUGCCGAGUGUCCUGUUACGUGAACUCUGGUGUCAAGUGCUCUGAAGAAGUGAGCGAUAGAGAUUUGUUAAUGAUGGUCAGCAUGGUGCUCUACAUCUUACUCAUGGUCGUUUAUUCGAAUUGUUAUCGCUUCAUGGAUGUGACAUCUAUGUCUUUAGUAAAAGAACACAAUUCUGACUUUGGUAGAGAACGAUUUUUUUCCAUAGCAGGUGUCCUAAUCAUCACCCCGAUUGCGGGCUAUAUUGUAAAAGUUACGACACCCAAAGGUGGAGAGAGGAACUACAAUUCGGCGUUUUACUUCUACUUUGCAAUCCUCCUACUUAUCCUGCUCAUCGUUACGAAACUGGAUGUUCGAAUCAACACUCCAGGAAAGAAAUUGGGGAAGAAAACAUUAACUUUAUUGAAAAACCCAGACGUUGUUUCGUUCGCUCUUGUCGUUUUUACUCUCGGGACAGCCUGGAGUUACACAAAAAACUUUCUCUUCUGGUACUUGGAGGAAAUGAAAGCCUCCAGUAUUUUAAUGGGCCUCAUCCCAGCUGUCAGUGCUUUAUAUGGGCUUCCUUUUCUUUUAACUUCCAGUUGGUGGGUUAGAAAGAUAGGCGCUACUCAGAUAUUCAUAUUGGGUCUGGUAGGGUAUGUAAUUAACUCUAUUGGCUAUUCGAUACUGUAUGAUCCCUGGCUUUCUCUUAUAUUGGAAUCCACUAAUGUGUUGACAUAUCAUUUGCUGUGGGUUGCUGUUGUCUUACACAGUCAUGAGAUAGCUCCUGAAGGAAUGACAGCGACUGUAAUUUCUAUUGCUGGUUCUAUUCAUUAUCAUUUGGGAAAGACCACUGGCGGUUUAAUUGGCGGUUUUAUCAUGGAUACUUUCAAUGGAAGAGUAGCAUUUCGAGUGGUUGCAAUCAUCUGUACCUGUUGCGCUGUUAUCUAUUCAAUUUAUCUCAUCAUCAGGAGAAAGUGUUUCAGCGUCAAAUACCCUGAGCCAAAAG